Molecule: messenger RNA, 1455 nt
Organism: Acomys russatus (golden spiny mouse)
Lineage: Eukaryota; Metazoa; Chordata; Mammalia; Rodentia; Muridae
Gene: Kcna7
Product: potassium voltage-gated channel subfamily A member 7
Exons: 2
Coding region: 63-1436 (457 amino acids)
Biological process (GO): potassium ion transmembrane transport; protein homooligomerization
Cellular component (GO): membrane; voltage-gated potassium channel complex
Molecular function (GO): delayed rectifier potassium channel activity; protein binding
Source: RefSeq, a predicted model, not a curated record
GGCACCCGGGCCGGGCGUCGGGGCCACACGUCCGUUCGCCGGUCGCCCGGGCUGUGCGCGCCAUGGAGUCACGGUGCCCGCCGCCCUGCGGCUGCUGCGAGCGGCUGGUGCUCAACGUGGCCGGGUUGCGCUUCGAGACCCGCGCGCGCACGCUCGGCCGCUUCCCUGACACGCUGCUGGGGGACCCGGUGCGCCGCAGCCGCUUCUACGACGGCGCGCGCCGCGAGUAUUUCUUCGAUCGACACCGGCCCAGCUUCGACGCGGUGCUCUACUAUUACCAGUCGGGAGGGCGGCUGAGACGGCCGGCGCACGUGCCGCUCGAUGUCUUCCUGGAGGAGGUGUCCUUCUACGGGCUGGGCGCGGCGGCGCUGGCGCGGCUGCGGGAAGACGAAGGCUGCGCGGUGCCCCCGGAGCGUCCGCUGCCGCGCCGCGCCUUUGCGCGCCAGCUCUGGCUGCUCUUCGAGUUCCCCGAGAGCUCGCAGGCUGCGCGCGUGCUCGCCGUGGUCUCCGUGCUUGUCAUCCUGGUCUCCAUCGUGGUCUUUUGCCUCGAGACGCUGCCAGACUUCCGCGACGACCGCGAUGACCCGGGGCUCGCACCGGUGGCGGCUGCCACUGGCCCGUUCCUCGCUCGUCUGAAUGGCUCCAGCCCCUUGCCAGGAGCUACUGCCCGCCCGCCUUUCAACGAUCCCUUCUUUGUGGUGGAGACUCUGUGCAUCUGCUGGUUCUCCUUUGAGCUGCUGGUGCGUCUGGUGGCCUGCCCGAGCAAAGCUGUGUUUUUCAAGAACGUGAUGAACCUUAUUGACUUCGUGGCCAUCCUGCCUUACUUUGUGGCACUGGGCACUGAGCUAGCCCGGCAGCGGGGUGUGGGCCAGCCAGCUAUGUCCCUGGCCAUCCUAAGGGUCAUCCGAUUGGUGCGCGUCUUCCGAAUCUUCAAGCUAUCCAGGCAUUCGAAGGGCCUUCAGAUCUUGGGUCAGACGCUGCGGGCUUCUAUGCGUGAGCUAGGGCUCCUCAUCUUCUUCCUUUUCAUCGGCGUGGUCCUCUUUUCCAGCGCAGUCUACUUUGCUGAAGUGGACCGGGUGGACACCCACUUUACCAGCAUCCCGGAGUCGUUUUGGUGGGCGGUGGUCACCAUGACCACAGUUGGCUAUGGAGACAUGGCGCCCGUCACAGUGGGUGGCAAGAUCGUGGGCUCUCUGUGCGCCAUCGCGGGUGUGCUCACCAUCUCCCUGCCCGUGCCCGUCAUUGUCUCCAACUUUAGCUACUUUUACCACCGGGAGACAGAGGGCGAAGAGGCAGGGAUGUACAGCCAUGUGGACACACAGCCCUGCAUCACGCUGGAGGGCAAGGCUAAUGGGGGGCUGGUGGAUGCUGAGGUGCCUGAACUCCUACCACCACUCUGGUCCCCCACUGGGAAACACAUGGUGACUGAGGUGUGAGGGACAGCUGGGGUCUUCA